CCUCUGGGCCCGCCUCCGGGCCCUGGGUCUAACGAGAGCCGGGAAGCGGUAUGCUACCAUUUCGUCUGCGGCGCAUGACCCCUCCCAGUACCCGUGAUGCCAAGGCCGAUGCCAGGGGCGAGGAAUAGUCGGGGUUGAGUCCCAACGGAGCGGAGGGUUCACGCUCUUCUGAUCUCCCGGGCUCGCCCCACCUGAAGAAAUGAGUGGUGGAUUGGCCCCAAGUAAAAGCACAGUGUAUGUAUCCAACUUACCCUUUUCUCUGACCAACAAUGACUUAUACCGGAUAUUUUCCAAGUAUGGCAAAGUUGUAAAGGUUACUAUAAUGAAAGAUAAAGAUACCAGGAAGAGUAAAGGGGUUGCAUUUAUUUUAUUUUUGGAUAAAGACUCUGCACAAAACUGUACCAGAGCAAUAAACAACAAACAGCUAUUUGGUAGAGUGAUAAAAGCAAGCAUUGCUAUUGACAAUGGAAGAGCAGCUGAGUUCAUCCGAAGACGAAACUACUUUGAUAAGUCUAAGUGUUAUGAAUGUGGGGAAAGUGGACACUUAAGUUAUGCCUGUCCUAAAAAUAUGCUUGGAGAACGUGAACCUCCUAAGAAGAAAGAGAAAAAGAAAAAAAAGAAAAUUCCUGAACCAGAAGAAGAAAUUGAGGAAGUAGAAGAAAGUGAUGAUGAAGGGGAAGAUCCGGCUCUUGACAGCCUCAGUCAGGCCAUAGCUUUCCAGCAAGCCAAAAUUGAAGAAGAACAAAAAAAAUGGAAACCAAGUUCAGGGGGUCCCUCGACAUCAGAUGAUUCAAGACGCCCAAGGAUAAAGAAAAGCACAUAUUUCAGUGAUGACGAAGAACUUAGCGAUUAAAAUUAUAUUUAUUAUGUAAAUAUCAUUAAAAACUUUUUUUAUUUUGGAGUAUCAAGUUUAGUUGGAACUAAAGAUUACUUUUAGAAUUUGGGCAUAAGAAUACUUAGUACCAAAUAAUUUUUUACUAUAAAAUAGUUCAGAGGAAAUUGAAAAGAAGCUCUAAAGUAUCAUGUUUCUAUUUUGCCUUAGCAGAGUAAUAAAAAUCAAAAUUUUCUAAUAACUGUUAAUCUUGAAAACAGUUUAUUUGAAUAAAAAAAGAUACAAUCAUAGUAAUGCUAUUAUCAUCCCAAGAAAAAAGUUUAUUCAUGUCUGAUUGGUUUACAAAAGGACUUUUAAAAUAAAUUUCAUCUUUAAAGCAAAAACUUUAGAUAAAGACUGAAAAAGUUGAAUGAUUUGUUAGAUGUUAAUUUUUCAAGAGAUUUGGUUUUAAAUAUGGAUGUUUUGUCACCUUAUUUCUCUUUAUCCCAAUCUAGAUACAUUGCAAUUUCCCAUAAAAUAUAAGUAAAGUAGCUCUAAAAAGCUUAAAACCAAACAGCAUUAAUUUGCCCUGCCUUUGGCACCAAGUUACAUUCCCCAGAACCAGCUAACUUCUUUCCUAUGUACAUACAUUUUGCUAAAUAAAAUACAUAUAUUUUUUACCACUUAAUUCAUAAAGGGACAAAGAAGGAUUUUUCAGUCUCCUAUUCUCCCCACUGCCCUUCUCCAUCUUCUCAAUAUGGCUAUGUUAAAACUUUUAGUUAAAUCCAUACUUAUUGUUUUUAUUUUAUGACCAUGUAAAUACUGUUCACUUCUGAAUUAACAAUUGUGCUGUGAUUACAUUUUUCCUAGAGUUAAUAAUUGCCUCAUUUUUUCGUGUAUUAUAUGUCUUUAUUUAUGACUAAAUUUUCCCAUACCUUCUGCAGGUAGUUAUAGGGGAAUGGGAUUGUGGAGCCUUUUAUUUUCUACUUUGUAUAUUUUUAUACUGUUUGAAUGCUCUUAAAAAGAACUUUUAUUUAUUUUUUAAUUACUAAAAGCAAGAAAAGUAUUUCCACUUUGAAAACUACAAAAGCAGUGAAAGUGUUAACCACUCACCAGCAAAGAAUUUUUUAGAUUUCAGUGAGGAAACCAGACAAAUGAUUGAGUGUUGGACUCUAGUUUCUAUGUUCUACCCAUUAAUUCACCAAAUUUAAAACAAAAAAUAAUUGGAGAAAAAAAUUGCCAUAAAAUAUAGAAAAGUUUAUAUGAAUACAUUCAAAUAUGAACAGACAGAUCAACAUCAACAAAUAUUUGAAGAAAAGCCUCCAACACAAUAGGGACCCAAAUGACCAGACCAAAAAAAGGGAGCUUAGUGGAGCUGAGGAAUUUUGGCUUUAAAAAUCUAUCUGGCCUCAUGGAUUUCAGAGAAAGGGACUGUGAACCUGUAAUAAAUUUGGUACUUUCUAAUAUAAAAGCAUUUGUCAAGUAGAAUGCUUGUCUUGCUGAAUGUAAGUUGUUUUCUUUUUCUCUGCAAUCAUUUAUUUACCCAUUGGAUUUUUUUGACUAGAUAUCUAUUCUGAAACUGCCAAUUAUAAUUAUUCAAUUUUAA
Pteropus alecto (black flying fox) is the source of this 2417-nucleotide messenger RNA. It is a transcript of the gene ZCRB1, whose product is annotated as zinc finger CCHC-type and RNA binding motif containing 1. The transcript is spliced from 8 exons. Bases 200 to 853 code for a protein of 217 amino acids. Lineage: Eukaryota; Metazoa; Chordata; Mammalia; Chiroptera; Pteropodidae. Gene Ontology annotation, cellular component: U12-type spliceosomal complex. Gene Ontology annotation, molecular function: zinc ion binding; RNA binding. The record is from RefSeq and is a predicted model, not a curated record. Gene Ontology annotation, biological process: mRNA splicing, via spliceosome.